This is a messenger RNA of Phycomyces blakesleeanus NRRL 1555(-), 681 nucleotides long. RefSeq lists its product as hypothetical. Gene Ontology annotation, cellular component: membrane; cytosol; nucleus. The record is from RefSeq and is a predicted model, not a curated record. Lineage: Eukaryota; Fungi; Mucoromycota; Mucoromycetes; Mucorales; Phycomycetaceae. Bases 1 to 681 code for a protein of 226 amino acids. The transcript has 3 exons. Gene Ontology annotation, biological process: protein stabilization. Gene Ontology annotation, molecular function: adenyl-nucleotide exchange factor activity; protein-folding chaperone binding.
AUGGACUUUGUAAACUCAUUUUUUGGAAACAACAAAUCUACGCCCAAGCCUCAGUCAACUCAACAACAACAACGCAUCGUGCUGACAUGGAAACAGAACAAUUAUGACAUUCCACUCACUCACCUCCCGCGUUACUUCCAUGAGGUCACUGUGGGUGAUUUGAAAGAGAUCAGUAAAAAGAAAACUGGAAUUCCUGUAGCCGCAAUGCGUUUAAUUGCAUCUGGAGCAUACAUGAAGGACGAUACAGCAACAAUUAGUAGCUGCGGUAUUCAACCCGGUUCGAUUGUCAUUAUUGAAGGAGAGCGGCCAAAUGAAGAGCAGGUUCGACAGACAGCAUCUGGAAACCCCGAGGAAUACGGAUUAAUUAUACGAAUCAACAAAGUUCUUGACAAGAUUGGACUCGAAUUGAUCCAUGAGGUGGACAUGUUUGAGGCAAUAAUCGCCAGUCUGGAAUAUUUCGAAGAUGAACAUGAGAAGAAGAGACUUUAUGAUCAAGGAAGCCUUCUGUCAGAGCAAUUGAUGCAAGGCCUUAUAACUCUGGAUGGUGUUGACUGCCCUUCUCAAUUUGAUACUGCAAGACAGCGUAGACGUGAAGGAGUCCGGAUUUCACAAGAAUUGCUUGAUCGCGUUGAUUGUUCAAAAACAGCCUUCAAACUUUUGUGUAUAAAACCAUCCCUAUAA